CCUACGGCGAGUCGGAGGUAGCAAGAUGGCGGCCGCGGAGGAGGACUGUGGGGUCGGGGCCGGAGCGGAUAGGGAAUUGGAGGAGCUUCUGGAAAGUGCUCUUGGUGAUUUCGAUAAGGCCAAACCCUCCCCAGCACCCCCUCCUACCACCGCAGCCCCUGAUGCUUCGGGGCCCCAGAAGAGAUCGCCAGGAGACACUGCCAAAGAUGCCCUCUUCGCCUCCCAAGAGAAGUUUUUCCAGGAGCUGUUCGACAGCGAGCUGGCUUCCCAAGCCACGGCAGAGUUCGAGAAGGCAAUGAAGGAGCUGGCUGAGGAAGAGCCCCACCUGGUGGAGCAGUUCCAAAAGCUCUCAGAGGCUGCUGGGAGAGUGGGCAGUGAUGCAACUUCCCAACAAGAAUUCACUUCUUGCCUAAAGGAGACACUAAGUGGACUAGCCAAAAAUGCCACUGAUCUGCAGAACUCAGGCAUGUCAGAAGAGGAGUUGACCAAGGCCAUGGAAGGGCUGGGCAUGGAUGAAGGGGAUGGGGAAGGGAACAUCCUCCCCAUCAUGCAAAGUAUCAUGCAGAACCUACUGUCCAAGGAUGUGCUGUACCCAUCACUGAGGGAGAUCACAGAAAAGUAUCCAGAAUGGUUACAGAGUCACCGGGAAUCUCUACCUCCAGAGCAGUUUGAAAAAUAUCAGGAACAACACAGUGUCAUGGGCAAGAUAUGUGAGCAGUUUGAAGCAGAGACCCCCGCAGACAGUGAGGCCACUCAGAAGGCUCGUUUUGAGACAGUGCUGGAUCUUAUGCAGCAGCUACAGGAUUUGGGCCAUCCUCCAAAAGAGCUGGCUGGGGAGAUGCCUCCUGGCCUCAACUUUGAUUUGGAUGCCCUUAAUCUGUCGGGUCCACCAGGUGCCAAUGGCGAACAGUGUCUGAUCAUGUGAAACACAACACGUUUCCUCCCUGAUUCCCAGCCAUCUGGGAACAUCUGGAGUCAGCAGAACCACUGGGAACUGAGGCAGGAGUGCCGUCUACAGGAGUGAUCAGCCCACUGCCCUCUGUCAUCAAGAUUGUGCCAUACCACCUGAGGCUUUUUCUCUGUCUUUCUAGGAAUAAGACCUGUUCUGCGGGCCAUUUCUGUGAGCCCUUUCAGUAAUGGUUUCUGCUGCUAGCAAAGGCCUGAGUACCUAUCAGGUGGAGGAAGGCAUCUCUUUUGGGGCAUGCAUCUUCUUCUGUCUCCCAAAGUAAUGUUCUCUCUGGCCACACUGGUGUACCCAGGGCCUUUGUACCCAGGGCCUUUGUGCCUUGUCUCUGCUCCCUUCUUUUGGACCUGGGGAGCAGAGACAGAGUCCUGGGACUCUGUAUUUCUAAAGUUCUUUUGUGCAGGGUCUUCGGGAAUGAAUGGGGAGAAACGGCCUAGACUGGAGUUAUAGGUCUGUCACUAUGCCCACUUACCUUCAGACAGACCUUUCUGAAUUCUCUGAAAGGAAAGGAAGUAGGGUAUCACUUCAAAUUUGUCCCUGCCUCACUGUUUUGCUAUAGGCAAGUUUAAAUAGUAGGGUGUUUGCAUCUAAACACAGUAGGAUUGAAAGAGAAGCCCUGGGAUUCCCUUCUCUCCAGGUGCUGAGUCCUCAGCUCCCUGUGCAGCCUGAGAACUCAAGUCACUGCCCUGGUUCUUCCCACCACGCUAUGUAAUCCGGGUGAACCCAGCCCUGGAUUCCUUUGCCCUUUACCUCUCUUAUCUCCCUUCUUUUAAAAAUACCUGUUUAUUCUAGCCCGUCUCCAAACCCAAACUGUGACAAAGCAGGGCCCAUCCUGUUUCCCCCUCAUCUAGUCCAUCCACUACUCUCACUGGCUCGCUCCCUGGUAAACACAUACAAUUAUAGUGUCAAGUCAAGAAAACGAAUGACCAGUCUUCAUUCUGGCCUAUUUGAGACAUCUCUCCUUUAAAUCCUGUCCCCUGAUUCAGGGAGAUAGUUUGGGAAAGGGGGUGGGGUGCAGCCUGGGUUCUUUUUCCUGACUAAUAAAUAUUCCGAGUGAGGAGUGUGGCCUGUUUUUCAUCCAGGUCUCUUGCUCAUCUUCCUCAGUUUC
Molecule: messenger RNA, 2072 nt
Organism: Hipposideros armiger (great roundleaf bat)
Lineage: Eukaryota; Metazoa; Chordata; Mammalia; Chiroptera; Hipposideridae
Gene: PEX19
Product: peroxisomal biogenesis factor 19
Exons: 8
Coding region: 26-925 (299 amino acids)
Biological process (GO): protein import into peroxisome membrane
Cellular component (GO): peroxisome; peroxisomal membrane
Source: RefSeq, a predicted model, not a curated record